Molecule: messenger RNA, 2197 nt
Organism: Aspergillus piperis CBS 112811
Lineage: Eukaryota; Fungi; Ascomycota; Eurotiomycetes; Eurotiales; Aspergillaceae
Product: nuclear localization protein Npl6
Exons: 3
Coding region: 53-1777 (574 amino acids)
Cellular component (GO): nucleus
Molecular function (GO): chromatin DNA binding
Source: RefSeq, a predicted model, not a curated record
GUAAAUUCUAGGUCGGCGUCCAUUGCCCAUCUUACCCAUUCUCCGUCUCGGUAUGGCUAGGAAACUUCGUGCGGCUGCUCAAGCAGCUGCGCAAUCAAUGCGGAAUGCCGCCCCUCCGCUCCCCGACGUCUCGGACGAGGAGAUGAUUGAAGCACCCCCAUCGCGUGGAUCAUCGCCAGCGAUGGAAGAUCCGGGAGAUGCUUCCGAUAAGGAUCCUGAGGCGGAAGCCCAGGCAGAACCCAGCCAGGAGGAGGAGACAGCUGCAACGCCCGCCCAGGAUUCGAACCCUCCAUCGCGCGGCGACACUCCUACACGCAUGGGCGGCCGCAUGUCAGCCAUCCCACGAAAGCGCCGCAUAGGCCGUCCUCCGAAGAACCGUCCCCCAGACUGGGAUGCGCCUGAUGACGGCGCCCCUCAGACCCCAAUCCAUACAUCCACGCCGGUCAAGCGAAGGCGCGGUCGUCCCGCUGCUAGUGGUGGAAGGUGGGCACGUAACCGGGGCCCGUCGCAUGUUACCCAGGUUCCGAUCGAUAAGGAGGGCAACAUGAUGGACGUUAUCGACGACGAAGUUGCUCUCCCAGACGACCCCGAGGGCGAGACAAAGGUGGACAAGAACGGCAACCUGCUGGGCGAUCGAGAAUAUAGGGUCCGUGUGUUUACGAUUCUCAACCGUGGUGAUCGCAAAUACAUGUUGUCUACUGAGCCUGCGCGAUGCAUUGGUUUCAGGGACUCGUACCUGUUUUUCCAGAAGCACAAACUCCUCUAUAAGAUUAUCAUCGACGACGAAGCGAAACGCGAUCUCAUCGAACGAGAAAUCAUCCCCCAUUCUUACAAAGGCCGAGCUAUCGGUGUUGUCACCGCCCGGUCUGUCUUCCGGGAAUUCGGUGCAAAGAUUAUUGUUGGUGGAAAGAAAGUCACCGAUGAUUACCAUACCCAGGCCGCGAGGGAGCGUGGAGAUGUCGAGGGCGAACUUGCCGUCCCGGAAGAUAAGCUCCCUGCCCCAGGCGAGCCUUACAACAAGAAUCAAUACGUGGCCUGGCACGGUGCCAGUAGUGUCUAUCACACCAGCGCUCCGUCGGUGCCGUUGCCCACCGGAAAGGCGGUGGAUUCGAAGAAACGUAAGGUUACAGUUACUGGUGAUAACUGGAUGCUCGAACACGCCCGAGAGGCGAGCAACUUCAACUCACUCAUUUCUCUUGCGCGCCGCGAAAACCUUGAAGGACAGUAUGACAUCCACACCAACGUCAUGCAGUACCCCAAGAUUAUGCAACCAACGCACGCCCGUUGGGAGCGUCUGCCUCCUCCCGACCCGCGAGUUGCAACCAAAUUAGCUCAGGGCAUGUCCACCCUGAGCCUGACGAACGGCACCAGCGAAGCAGAGCCAGCUGCGGUUGACAGGGAAGCCAACGAACCCAGCGACAGCCGAUCUGAACAGCCAACCACCGAAUCCACCCUCUUCUCCUCAGUUCCAGCUGCACUGUCCCGCCGAUUCGCCAUUCAUGAUAUCCAAUUUGAAUCUUCGCCGUAUUCCAACCUGGGCGUUCCCGGCCCAGACGGCGAUGUGCACGAUCUCGGCUCCAACGGCCUAAUCAGUGUCGCUGACUCCGCGAAUCCCGAGUUCACGAGCCCCGAAAUCCUGGAGGAGCUUCCUCCCGAGUGCAAGGAAGCCCUCAUCGAGGCUGCUGCGCAAGAAUGGGAAUGGAAAUCCAAGUGGUGUCACGAAGCGAACGACGGGGCUCGCGCUAAAUUACUCAAGAGUUACGCCUGGUUUCCAUGAUGUGCACGCUUCAUACCCCUUCUCUUUAUCUCUCUCUCUCUCUCUCUUUACUACCCCUUUCAAGCCACUGCAGAGACUUUUCAAAGGUCAUUCGCUACCUAAUAUACCACUUCCCCGCAGUGGCUUUACCAUUCGUCUUUUUUCCGGGGGUUCACGUAUAACUAACUAACUGACUAACUGAUUAUUUCCAUUUCACUUCGGCAAACACACACUCAAAUGGGCGGGGGGUUUUCAUUCCGGAUGGGUUUGCGAGAUCAUUUACCAAAAAUAAGGGAGUUUGAGCGUUUCAUUAUCUGAGUGUUUUACUUUUAUCUUUUUUUCCUCAAUUCUAUUCUUAUUACCUCAUAUCAUAUUCUUAGCUAUUUACCGUAAAUCUAUCUCUAUCUAUCAAAAUAAAACCUCAUCCUAUGCCUUAUUUAU